Messenger RNA from Haliotis rufescens (red abalone), 2491 nucleotides. RefSeq lists its product as uncharacterized. Lineage: Eukaryota; Metazoa; Mollusca; Gastropoda; Lepetellida; Haliotidae. The transcript is spliced from 5 exons. The record is from RefSeq and is a predicted model, not a curated record. Bases 14 to 331 code for a protein of 105 amino acids.
ACAACAUAUAUAGAUGAACGUACAUAUCCUUCUCACAAGACCACCUUCAAGACGUAAUUGUCAACUGGCUAUGGACUUGCUAUCUUUAUGUGUUUUUCUUAUCCUGCUUGGGCAUGGAACAACUCUAACACCAUCAAGUCUGCUUUUGAAAUGGCUUGCAGAACGAAAUCAAACACUAACAAGUUGGUUUAGGAACUCGACUCAAGAAGGAAGUCAAACAAGUAUUUUUUGGAAAUCGCAAUCAUCAUCAGGAAAUUCAUCACAUCAAAAUGCGGAAGAAAACGGCAAGUAUAUUUUUUGUGUGAUUUCACGUGCAUCUGUUCAACAAUAGAAGUAGCACUGUUGAUCGAGUGGUCAAAGAUGCCACAUCUCCAUGUACAGAGCUACACGCUGUAACCGCCAGGACCUCCUGGUCAUGGCCCAGUUAAUGUUCCUGUUUUGUGUUCCCACAUUAAGAGGUAUCAAGCCGUGGUAAGCGGAAGUAGUCUUCAAGGCGGCGUUAUUGCAAACUCACUCACUCCUUUAUCAGUAUAUUUCAUUCUCAUCCAAAUACCAGUAGAACAUGCCAUCAUUACUGGCUUCAGGCAUUAUACUGUAUGAACUAGGAACCUGACCUCCGGAAAUAAUCAUGUGCGGUGUCACCCGUCACGUUGGUACAUGCUGGAAUGUUAGUGAUGCUUCUCUGAACAAACGACUAAUACUUCAACACAGAUUAACGUGACCAUUUCCGUGUUUAUGCGGUGGUUUCCUGACAGUGCUACAGAAUAAAUCAGUUGGAGUGUUGUCCGAAAAACAGUUGCGUCAGGCUUAUUGCGGGUGUUCAGGUGUGUAGAUAAACAGACUUUGAUAGCUCGGGUUUCAGGAUAUAAUCCCUUUUUUAAAAUUCAGUGAAGUUUCCAUCUGCACUUAUUAAAAUAUUCAUGAUUGAUUGUCGAACUUACGCUUGUCUCGAAGAAGUAAAAGCUUGGUCCCGGCGUCAUUCUUCUUUAUUCAUCAUUUUCGGUUGGUUUGAACUUCGGAUAACACGAAGUAUUUACGUAGGUCCCUUAAACUUCGACACAACGGUGUUUCACUGUAUUAUUUAAACUGUCCAUGUGGCAGUACAUUGCUUUUAUGACUUUGAUAAGGACUAACCAUACAGAAGCGUUGUUAUCUGAAGUGCAUGGAUACCAAAGUCUGUUUAUCUGCAUUUUCAUUCACUAAAUACUUCCUGAAUAUCCGUCAUAAACCUGACGUAACUGUUUUUCAGAAUUAUUCAUUCUAUAGCACUGUCAAUGUUUGGUCUUAACAUGAUUUUAACUUUCUCUGAUGUAGUCGGAAUCGUGCAAUGGAAUCUGCUUAUAGCUUUAUAUAGAGAUUUCUUAUGAUUAUGAUUCUUUUUCGCUUAUAUUUACUUUAAAUUCCUACAUAUCACUAAAUAGUUUUACCAUUGGUUGUCAGUACAAGGUUUGUGAUACCCUACGACCUGUGUUGUUCAAUAUGUGGAUUUGCCAUGAGGAAACUUUCAAAAUCACUACUGAAGACACACUCCUUGUUUCAGAACUCUGUUACCCGGAAACGUCUUCGUCCCUGAAUUACCGCACUCAGCCAGAGACGGGGUUGUGGAAGUUCUGCCUGCAGACAGUGGUUGGAACUGGUUUUACAGGAACCCUUUACGAAAAGAUCAGCGGGAAUCCUAUUGGCGACUGCGCAAACAAGUGUACCUCAUUGCCCGGAUGUAUGACCUUUGCCCUUGAUCAGUCUGGCCGAUGCCUUGGAACCAGAUGGUGCCCCGGUUACUCUGGUCUUAAUUACUCUGUGUAUCAAAUGGACAGCGUGACUGAGCGAUGUUCCCCGGCGGAGUAUCUACCAACUCCCACUUCUACCCAGAGUCCAGUUGAAAAAUAACCAACCGUAUUUACAUAGCAUAUACUUAUGCUUUAAAACCAGUUCUAAUAUCAAUACGUCUUGUUUUUAAUUUAAAACGGUAGGACUCUAAUCCGUGGCAUUUUCUCAAAUCUAGGGCAUAUUCCACAAAUAGGCCGGAUACUGGCACAUACUCAGAUCUAUGGCAGAUUAUCAUUUAAUAUUAAUACUUGGCAAUCUCUAAAGCUCUAAACGUAAAAUAGAUUCAUAUAUAGCGGCAGAUUAUAUUUUAUCGUUUCCCUUUGGAACAGCGUCGUCGGUGCGGGGAUUGCAUUUCGAUAUUUUACUUUAAAACGUUCCCCGAGGUUUCAUAGAAAUAAGUAUCUAAGAACCUUCCGCACCUUCCGCUCAUUUGCCGGAGUUGAUCAAAUCCUGACUAUUUUCGCACGUUCCCACUUCGGAUUCCAAGCCUUUACACGAGAAACUUCUUGGAUUUAAAAGAAAAUCAUUUGAAAAUGAUCCGGCAUUUAGGCAUUACGAUACUGGUUUCUAUCGCUGACGGCAUGAAUCCCCCAUAAGAAUAUAUAUGUGUGUUGUUUGUUUCCUUCACAAGAUAUACUUGUAUUUGUAUUACCUUGCUCAAUAA